This is a messenger RNA of Corticium candelabrum, 5932 nucleotides long. RefSeq lists its product as uncharacterized. Gene Ontology annotation, biological process: axon guidance. Gene Ontology annotation, molecular function: calcium ion binding. The transcript has 12 exons. The record is from RefSeq and is a predicted model, not a curated record. NCBI's taxonomy places the organism in Eukaryota, Metazoa, Porifera, Homoscleromorpha, Homosclerophorida, Plakinidae. The coding region runs from base 1 to 5688 and encodes 1895 amino acids.
AUGACUACACUGUUGCACGUGUCUAAUGUCUGUCACUGUCGUUAUGCCGUGUUUUCUUACUGUAGUGGCACAAAAUGGGUUGCGUUGAGUGGCGGUUCUUUCAAGAUUCCUGAUUGUGGCAGCAUUGAUUUAGCCGGUUUCAGCAGUAUGGCUGCGUAUUUUAGUGGCUCUGACAGCAACAGAUACAUUCAAACGCAACCUAUAGACAUGACGUAUGCAACAUCACUUUCGUUUCGUGUUCAAAUUGGAGCAACAAGCAGUAGUAGUACUUGCGAACCAGCCGAUUCUGGAGAAGACGUUGUUUUGGAAUAUCAAGCUGAAGGAGCCUCGGCUUUUGUAUCAUUAAAAACUCUGGGAUACGAUCAGUACCAGACUGCGCAGACUGUCAAGAUUCCUUUGUCUGGAGCUAUCAUUACAACUGGAACAUCACUGAAGUGGAGACAGGUGUCUCACAGUGGUGCAAAUUUUGACGAAUGGGCUCUCGAUCACGUGACAAUAUCAGGCAAAAAAGCGCAAGUGAAAAGUCUUGUUAUCUUCUCUGAAGACUUUGAUCGUUCACCACAAUUCCCUGGGAUUAAGUGGCAGUUUUUAUCUUACGGUACCAUCCAAGUUCCCGACUGUGGCAGCAUUGAUGAGGUGGGAUACAGCGCGCAAGCGGCGUUCUUUAGUGGAGGCUCUGACCUUGACAGUCGGUACAUUGAAACUGUUGGAUUGGAUCUCACUACGGCCACCACGGUGUCGUUUCGUCUUCGAAUUGGUGGUGGUGGAAGAUGUGACGCAGCAGAGACUGGAGAAGAUGUAGUAUUGGAAUAUCGCGUUUCUGGCUCUUCAAAAUUUACUCUAUUGGCUUCACACUCUGCUACCGGUUAUACGAUUUCAGAAACUGUUACUGUCGUUCUGUCGAGCGCUUCUAAAACAGCUUCUACUGUUCUCAGAUGGAGACAAUUGAAGCACAGUGGUAAAAUGUCUGAUGAAUGGGCGAUCGAUCAUAUUCGCAUUAGUGGAACGCAACCGAUCAGUCCUCUUCCGUCUUUGUUUGCAGAAGACUUUUAUCCUAUUCCCACUUUCCCAGGAAGGAAAUGGAAAGCUCUCGCUGGCGGUGCUGUCAAACAACCCGACUGUGGUAGAAUAGACGUCCCCGGCUACAGUUCACAAGCAGCAUAUUUUAGCGGCUCCGGCGGUCGCUCCAUUCAAACACAAGAUUUAGAUCUUCGUACAGCUCAGACGUUGUCGUUUAUUGUACAAAUCGGUGGGACGACGUCUUCUUGUAAGAAGGCCAACUUAGGAGAUGUUAUUGUAGAAUAUAAAGCUAAAGGAAGUACAUCUUUUGUAUCUAUCAUUACUCUUCCUUAUAAUGCUUACGAAACGGCAACGACGGUCGCUGUCGUUCUUCCUUUACCAUCGAGAACGAGCUCGACGUCGUUGAGAUGGCGCCAACUGUCUCACAGUGGAGCUGGCGUAGAUGUAUGGGCUGUAGAUCACAUACGAAUUGGAGGAUCGGCUUAUGAUCGUCGUCACGUCGUCGACUUCGACUUGUCUCUCGGAUCAUCUAGCGUACAAGAGUCUUCUAGUUACGACGUGAGACUCGAAUAUUCUACUGAUUUUGGUCAAACGUACGCACUCGUUCAACCUGACUGUCUACCGUCGACUUCUCACUGCAGUCAUACGUUGAUAAACAGUCAAUAUUCUGCUGUGCUGUUUGACAAUUGGAGACGCCUUAUCGUACUCUUGCCUCUUGCUGCAGUUUCUAAUAACACUCAGAUCAGAUGGAGACAAGCUGAAACAGCCAAAAGUGAUUGGGCGAUAGACAACGUUUACUUCGGCGUUCAGUGCCCUGCGUUCUGCAGUGGUCACGGUCGAUGUCACAAUGCGACCGGUCAAUACGAAGGUCUGGUGUGUGGAGGUAACAGUGACGGUCAACCGUGCGCUUCUUCUUACACUUACGGCAGUAAAACAUACAAGGGAUGCACUCGUGAUGGGCGCGAAGGCAUCGACGACGAAUUGUGGUGUUCGACGACUUCGAACUACGAUAAAGACAAGAAAUGGGGAUAUUGUGUGUGUGGAGUGUGCCAGUGUGACCCUGGUUAUAGCGGUCCAUCGUGUAGCAAAGUAACAAAGACAUUACCUCGAUUUUUAAAAGAAGACUUUGGUAAGAGUCUGUCUAGUAUGAAAUGGGGAUGGGUUGGAGGCGGUACCAUCGGCACGGUGUGCGGUACGGUAACGUCGGGAAAUAGUCUGGCGUUCGAUGUGGGCAGAUCUCGUCUUCUAGAAACCAUCGAUUUGGAUCUUACGGACGGUACGAAUGUGGCGUUUACGAUUCGAAUGGGAUCGAGCAAAUCCAAAUGUCCUCGUCCGUCUGACAAUACCGAAAACGUUUUUGUACAAUAUUCCACUAAUGGAGGGAUGACUUGGACGUUACUACAAACCAUUCAAUACGACAUAUCGCCUUCUUUGAAAUCUUACAAUCUUUCUAUUCCGAGCGAUGCCAAGACGGCAUCGACUCGUGUUCGUUGGUAUCAACCGAUUGCCAGCGGUUCUAACUUGGACGUGUGGGCUAUCGACGACGUCGCUAUUGAUACGGAUGUUAGUAAACUACCAUGUGCCACUUCUCCGUGCGUCAAUCAAGGUCAAUGCACAAACGAAAUGACCGGCGGCUACAGCUGCAAAUGUCCUUUAGGUUUUAGUGGGAAAAUGUGUGAAGUUGCAAACCAUUGCUAUUCUAACCCAUGUCUCAACGGAGCCACGUGUAGUAGUUCUUCGUCUGCCUUUACAUGUAGCUGUUUCGUCGGCUUUACCGGAACUACUUGUGAAACAAACAUCGAUGAUUGCUCUAAACGCCCGUGCAAGAAUGGCGGCGUUUGCCAAGAUUUGAUCGGCGGUUACAAUUGCAAAUGUGCUGCAGGCUUCAAUGGAGCUAAUUGUGAGACAAACAUCGAUGACUGCAGUAAAAAUCCGUGCAAGAAUGGUGGCACUUGCGUAGACUUGAUAGCCAGUUAUAACUGUCAAUGUGUCGCUGGCUUUACUGGAACGACUUGCCAGACAAAUAUUGACGAAUGCACUAGAAAUCCGUGCAAGAAUGGCGGCACUUGCGUAGAUACCAUCGGUAGUUACACUUGUCAAUGUCCUGUUGGGAUGACGGGACGUCAUUGUCUAAUCGAUAUUGAUGAAUGUUUGUCGCAACCAUGUCAGAAUGAUGGCACGUGUGUCGAUCUCCUGCCAGGGUAUGCUUGCAACUGCAAUGUGUGGUUUGACGGCUUAACAUGUCAAAAUAAGAUUCCCACGUGUGUGUCGAAUCCGUGUACAAACGGUGGCACAUGCUCUGAGAAGACCAAUGGUCUUGGAUACACGUGCAAAUGCCCUACAGGUUUUAAAGGUGUCAACUGCCAAACUCAAAUCGAUUAUUGUGCAGUCGACCCUUGCAAAAAUGGAGCCUCGUGUGUUAGUCAUAUCGGUAGAUAUCAGUGCCAAUGCGUCGUCGGUUACUCGGGGAUGGACUGUGAUCAGUAUACGGGCGCUUGCGGUAGCAGUCCGUGUCGAAACAGCGGCGUUUGUCGUGACUUGGUGGGCGGCAAAUUUCAGUGUAUUUGCUCUACUAAAUUCACCGGCACGUUCUGUCAGCUGCCUGUCACUGUGGACCGCUGUGUUAACAAUCCGUGCAAAAAUGCCGGAACGUGUCAGAACACCGACGACGGCUACACGUGCAUCUGUUCAUCAUUCUACAGCGGCGCAACGUGCGAAACUUCUCUCGAUCCUUGUGAUGUGAAUAGGAACUAUUGUCACAAUGGAGGUACUUGUACGGGAAUAGCCGGUAUGUCAUAUAAACGUUGUUCUUGUCCUACGGGUCUGUACGGAACGCAGUGCGACGAUGACUAUAAUGAAUGCCAAUUGAACGUUGCUUUGUGUCAACAAAGAGGACAGUGUAUCAAUUUGUUUGGCAGCUAUCAGUGCGUAUGUCCGGCCUUGACAACUGGAAUGAACUGUGAGCUGACAAUUCAGCCCCAGUGCUUUCCAAAUCCGUGUCAAAAUGGAGGCCGUUGUGCGGCACUGUCCGGCAGCGCUUACACUUGCAUGUGCUCGCCAGGAUUUGCAGGGAGGAAUUGUGAUGUGAAUAUUGAUGAAUGUCAAUCACGUCCAUGCUUUCACGAAGGACGUUGCAUCGAUAGAACCAAUGGCUAUUACUGUGAAUGUAGUGGAACGGGAUAUGAAGGAGAUCACUGUGAAACCAUCGAUAUGUGUGGCUUGGUUGAGUGCGCAAACGGUGGCACUUGCCAGGAAGGAAUUUGUCUUUGUUUGUCCGGUUUCACUGGUCCACAAUGCACUGAUAGAUGCAUUGACAACGCAUGUUUGGAGAAUGCAGUGUGCAAUCAGUUAAUAUCCAGCAGAUAUUUGUGCGCUUGUCCUUCAGUGUCGACUGCUGUUAGUUGUACGUGUGAGACAAAUCCGUGUGAAAAUGGGGAUACAUGCACAGUGGGCGAGACGUCGGGUCAAUAUUAUUGUCAGUGUGUCGAAGAUGCUGCUGGCGGAGCGACAUGUGCUCCCGCACGAAGAAGUGAGGGCAAUCCAGCUGACUCUAAGGGUGAAAGCGACGGCGUUCCAGUUUGGCUGUAUGCCGUUGCUGUAGGGGGAGGAGUGGCCGUACUCAUUCUUGUGGCUAUAGGAAUCUUCAUCUACAGGAGACGCCGAGCGAAUGCAGCAGCAGCAUCGUCCAGAUUUGAUAAUUCUGGUCGCUCCACGUCGCUCGUGCAAAACCCAUUGUAUCCUGGUUAUGGUAUGCCUAGUAAUGAUAUGACCCCUAUGGUUCCUGGAAGUAUUGCCGGCUCAAAGCGUCAAUUUUCUCCACGUGCACAAAUGCCUCCGCCGAUGGCUGCUCAAAAUCCUCUUUUUGGUCACUCUAAUCCUACCUAUUAUGCCGACACAUUGCCACAUUCUGAUUUGCCGACUGGAGGGCCGACUGGUUUGCCAACAGGAAGACCUACUGGUGUGCCAACUGGAGGGCCGACUGGUUUGCCGACUGGAGGACCGACUGGUUUGCCCAGUGGAGGGCCUAUUGGUUUGCCGUUUCCGACUGGAGGGCCGACUGGUUUCCCGACUGGAGGUGGAUGGCCGACUGGUUUGCCGACUGGAGGGCCAACUGGAAGACCGACUGAAGGGUCGACUGGUUUGCCAACUGGAGGUGGAGGGCCGACUGGUUUGCCAACUGGAGGUCCAGGGCCAACUGGUUUGCCAACAGGAAGGCCUACUGGUGUGCCAACUGGAGGGCCGACUGGUUUGCCGACUGGAGGACCGACUGGUUUGCCCAGUGGAGGGCCUAUUGGUUUGCCGUUUCCGACUGGAGGGCCGACUGGUUUCCCGACUGGAGGUGGAUGGCCGACUGGUUUGCCGACUGGAGGGCCAACUGGAAGACCGACUGAAGGGCCGACUGGUUUGCCAACUGGAGGUGGAGGGCCGACUGGUUUGCCAACAGGAGGUGGAGGACCGACUGGUUUGCCGACUGGAGGGCCGACUGGAGUGCCACCUGGUUUGCCGACUCGUGGAAGGCCGACUGGAGUCCCAAUUGGUUUGCCGUUUCCGCAGAACCCAGUCUAUAGUGGGCCACAGGCUGAUUCAAUUGUCUCACCUUUUGACGAGAAAGAACUGCCGUCAGAAAUGGAUGAAACGAAUGAAGACAUUUACGAGCCUAUCCAGUGAAGUCUACACUUGCGCAAUUGGAUGUACGUGGUUGCUUGCUCAACAUUUGUUGCUGUUGCGUGAAAUGUUAGAAAGUUUUUUGGGGCGUGCGGGCUAGGCUGCAUUUGUGCAUUAUGGGAAUGCCUUCUGACGAUUAGUAGACAUACGGAGAUGCUCUAUUUGCGUUUUGAUAUACUUGCUAAAGUAUUUUUAUUGUUUCUAAUAUUCGUAUGCUCACUGGUAUUGAGAGUUAUGUCACACAGUG